AUGUCCGUGAUUGCCGCCUUUCGCAAGGGCCAGUAUCCUCUCCUCAAGGGCAAGUACCCUGCGAAGGACCAUGCCAGGCGGGUGGCCGAUCAGAUCCAGGCUUCUGGCUUUGGCUCUGAUGGGGUCAUCUACCUUGAAUCUCAGAAGACUCGCCUGAUCGAAGACAAUGACACCCCACAGAAGUUCAGACAGCGUCGAUAUUUUUUCUACCUCUCUGGCUGCGAACUCUCUGACAGCUGCCUCAUUUACGACAUGGCAACAACCGAACUUACACUGUUUGUACCACCUACCGAGCCCGAAGAAGUUGUCUGGUCAGGCCUUCCGCUCUCCACAUCGGAGGCACUUGAGAGAUACGACAUAGAUAAAGCUCUUCCAACUACGGAGCUCAAUGUCACACUUGCUUCGUAUACAAACUCGAAAAAGCCCAUGACUGUUUUUGCGAUUCCCGAACAAGUUUCCGAGGACGUGACGUUUCUCGGGUUUGCGAAUACCGAGUUCUGCAUACUGAAGAAGGCCAUUGAAGAGCAACGUGUCACCAAGGACAUGUACGAGAUUUCUCUCAUUGCGAAAGCGAACGCGGUGUCCACCCUGGCACACAAAGCUGUCCUCGACCAAGUAAAAACAGCCUCAAACGAGCGAGAGCUUGAAGCUACCUUCGUUGCUAAGUGCAUAGCACAUGGCUGCAAAGAUCAAGCCUAUCCAUCCAUAGUGGCCAGUGGGACCAAUGCAGCAACUCUACACUAUGUCAAGAAUGAUGAACCUCUCCGGGACCGACUGAAUGUUCUUCUAGAUGCAGGUGGCGAGUAUAGAUGUUACGCAUCAGACGUUACCAGGACUUUUCCUAUUUCUGGCAGCUUCACCAAGGAGUCACAAGUCAUCUAUGAUAUUGUUGACGAAAUGCAAUCGUCCUGCUUUCAAAUGCUGAAAGCUGGUGUCUUAUGGGAGGACGUGCACAUGAAUGCCCAUAGAGUGGCCAUCAAGGGCUUAAAAGCUGCAGGGCUUCUAAAGGGAGACGACCAAGAAAUCUUUGAUUCACGUGUGAGUGUGGCAUUCUUUCCUCAUGGACUUGGGCACUACCUUGGGAUGGACACACACGACACUGGUGGCAAAGCGAAUUAUGCAGACCCAGAUAUGAUAUUUAGAUAUCUCCGAGUUCGUGGACAGUUACCAGAAAAUAGUGUUAUCACAGUGGAACCCGGGAUAUACUUCUGCAAAUUCAUCAUCGAUCCGUAUUUGAAAAAUCCAGAGCUAAGCAAAUACAUCGAUCAAGACGUCCUCCAGCGCUUCUGGGAUGUUGGAGGUGUAAGGAUUGAGGAUAAUAUCUGGAUCACUAAAGAUGGGUACGAGAACCUGACAACAGCGCCAAAGUUGUGA
This is a messenger RNA of Endocarpon pusillum Z07020, 1374 nucleotides long. Its product is annotated as Xaa-Pro aminopeptidase. The record is from RefSeq and is a predicted model, not a curated record. Bases 1 to 1374 code for a protein of 457 amino acids. The transcript is spliced from 3 exons. Lineage: Eukaryota; Fungi; Ascomycota; Eurotiomycetes; Verrucariales; Verrucariaceae. Gene Ontology annotation, molecular function: manganese ion binding; metalloaminopeptidase activity.